Vicia villosa (hairy vetch) is the source of this 1367-nucleotide messenger RNA. RefSeq lists its product as uncharacterized. The transcript has 2 exons. The coding region runs from base 183 to 1169 and encodes 328 amino acids. Lineage: Eukaryota; Viridiplantae; Streptophyta; Magnoliopsida; Fabales; Fabaceae. The record is from RefSeq and is a predicted model, not a curated record.
CCUCUAUAGGAAACACCCAUCAUUGCCCCCAACAAUCCUUUUCAACCUUAGAAACCUGAGCUUCUAAGAUAUUCCAUUCUUCCAAUUCCUUUCACUUUUCCCCUUAUGCCUCUUCCACUCUCUCUCAAUUUAAAUAUCCUCUCCCUCUUCCCAACUCUCCCACUCCUUCAACUUUUCUCCAAAUGGAUCCUUCCUCCACAAACUCAGUCAAUGGCUUCUACUCUUUUCUAAACAGAGGAAUUGACGAUCUAGAACGAGUUUUCUUAGCCAACAAUUUCAUGUCUAUUCAAUUCCUUCAAAGAACUCUUUCUCUACUUCGAUCUUUGCAUACCCAAUUGACCCUUUUGGUUCAAAAACUUCAUCUUCCUGUUGGUGACAAAUGGCUUGAUGAAUACAUGGAUGAAAGCUCCAAGCUUUGGGAAGCUUGCCAUGUUCUCAAGUCUGGCAUUUCGGGCAUCGAAAACUAUUACUCUGCUUCUUCUAACAUCACUUCGACUCUCGAUUCUCAUAUUCACAUCACCCCUCAAAUCUCUCGCCAGAUUGUAAGAGCGAUAUCAGUUUGUAGAAGAGAAGCAGUUGGGUUGGAAGAAGAGAAUCGAGCGUUGAUGGAAACAAGGAUUCAACCGCUAUCAUUGCGUUUUGACGAGAGAGUUUCAAUUGAAUCGAAGCUGAACGGUUUCAACGGUUUCAGAGGAGUGUUAUACGCAAUGAGAAACGUGAGUUCGUUGUUAUUAAUGAUUCUGUUAUACGGUUUGGUUUACUGUUGGCCGGAAUCAUCGGAUUUGGUUUUCGGAGGGUACGAGGAAUAUGAGUACGAAGGUUGUCUUUUUCUCGGAUCGGCUUUUAUGAUCUCAACGGCGAGGCUGCAGCAGAGAGUGGCGGCGGAGAUGGGGAGAAUGAAUGGUGGGCCAGGGAUGUUGUUGCAUGAGUUUAGAAGAUCGAAGGUUGUUAUGGAGGAUCUUAGGGGGGAGAUAGAGAGGAGAGGUGGUGGUGGUGGUGUUGUGGAGUGGGAGAAUGAAGAUGGUGUUAGAGAGAGAGUGGAGAGUUUGAGAGGGGCUUUUGGUGUUCUUAGAUCUGGUGCUGAUAAUCUUGUGGCUCAACUUGAUGAUUUCUUUGAUGAGAUUGUUGAAGGAAGGAAGAAGCUUUUGGAUUUUUGUAGCCAUAGAUGAAUCAAGAAAAAGUUUGAAGUAUUGAAGAAGGAGAAAAAAAAGUUAGACAUUAGAGAGAGUAUUGAUGGGGUUGUUGUACCUUUUCUUAACCUUUUUUUUUUUUUAAUCUAUUGUGAUCUUUUGUUUUGUUUUUCACACUUACCUUAGUUGAAAAACACUAAAAAAAUUAUGCCAUCAAUGAGUCUUAAAUUAGUUUUA